Molecule: messenger RNA, 666 nt
Organism: Pestalotiopsis fici W106-1
Lineage: Eukaryota; Fungi; Ascomycota; Sordariomycetes; Amphisphaeriales; Sporocadaceae
Exons: 2
Coding region: 1-666 (221 amino acids)
Cellular component (GO): cytoplasm
Molecular function (GO): gluconokinase activity
Source: RefSeq, a predicted model, not a curated record
AUGGGCAGUGCAAAUGCAUCAACCGUCGGACCCAACCCGAAGCCCAUUACUACAGCCACUAUGACGCAUGCAUCACACGUAUCGAAUACCACCGCCCAGAACAGCAAUGCAGCCACAAAACAUCACCACAUCUGGCUAGUUACGGGCCCAGCUGGCUGCGGAAAGAGCACAGUCGCUGCACAUUUGUCAGAAGCUCUCGGGUUCCCCUACUUGGAGGGCGACGAGUACCACCCGAAAGCCAACAUUGACAAGAUGGCCAGUGGUGUCCCGCUGACGGACUCGGACAGAUGGGACUGGCUGACGGUGCUCCGCGAGGCAUCUCUCAAGAAGCUGGCUGAAGGAGCCGACGGUGUCGUGCUCACUUGUUCUGCCCUGAAGCGCAAGUAUCGCGAUGUCAUCAGAGUGGCCCCCUACUACUCGCACGAUGUGAUCCUACACUUUGUCUACCUCCACGCCCCAGAGGAUGUGCUUAUCCAGCGGGUCGGUGCCCGCAAGGGUCACUACAUGGGCGCAAGCAUGGUCCACAGCCAGUUCUCUAUUCUCGAGCCGCCCACUGCCGAGGAGACCGACGUCAUCAGCAUCGACGUGAGCAGCACCAUGGAAGAGGUGCAACGGGAAGCAUUGGACAAGGUUCUGCAAAAGAUGGACGAGGACGCCCAGUCCUAG